Molecule: messenger RNA, 3891 nt
Organism: Onychostoma macrolepis
Lineage: Eukaryota; Metazoa; Chordata; Actinopteri; Cypriniformes; Cyprinidae
Gene: lmod1a
Product: leiomodin 1a (smooth muscle)
Exons: 3
Coding region: 536-2548 (670 amino acids)
Biological process (GO): muscle contraction; pointed-end actin filament capping; myofibril assembly
Cellular component (GO): myofibril; striated muscle thin filament
Molecular function (GO): tropomyosin binding
Source: RefSeq, a predicted model, not a curated record
GCCAUCACACAAUUAACACAAUCAAUCAACACACACAUUUAUCCAUGUAAAAGGUAGUAAAUUUGAUGUCACACUAGUCAGAACUCCAGGAUUUAUUAAAAGAACCACUGAUAAGUUCAGGCAUAUGUUCCAAACAAUAGCCUACAGAAGUCGAUGAAAGAGAGAAAAGGAAACGGCUAAAGAUGAAUCUAAACUUUUGUGAUUUCUGUCAGUGCCUGGUUUAUGAAAAGUGAAAGAAAUAUGACACAAUUCUUACAAAAUUGCGAGAAAAUUAUAUUGGCGGACCACUGGUGUACGCUCUCUCACAUUAUUUUGUGUGUGUGAGCAGGCUGCACGCGGUCACGCAGCUGUGAAGGAUCGCGCGGAAUGCGUCCCAGCUUGAGCUGGAGCUCGUGAAAGGCGCUCUGAGCGCGAGACCCUCUGCACCCCUUUCGUCAUGGAUUUCAUUACAAAUACUCUUUAAACUGAGUCAGCUGCAUUCCCGCAGAAUAAAACAUUAUACUCGGCCAAUCAACAUUAAACAUUUCCAAAGAAAAUGUCCCGUCCAAAGGUCUCGGAGAGUCAGGGGAGCGAUGAGUCGGACACGGAGCUGCUGCUCGAGACGCUCUCGCCGGAGGAGGUGGAGGAGCUCGAGCGGGAGCUCGUUUAUAUCGACCCCGAUCCUAAUGUACCGGUUGGACUCCGCCAGCGGAACCAGACAGACAAACUGCCGUCCAGAGGAUAUGACAGAGAGGCUAUGCUCGACUACUGUGAGCGGGAGACUAAGAAACUGAUCCGGAGAGAGCUGAGCACAGAGGGAGGGGAAGGCAGAAGGAGAGAUCGACUCCACCGGACGAGGAGCAGAGAGUUUUCCAGGUCACAGAGCGGUGAUCCUCCUGACACGGAGAGCAGAAAUGCUGAGAGCGAAAAAGAUCAGGAGAGAGCAAGAAAAAGGGAGGAUGAUUCUAAAAAUGUAUCUGAUGAAGAUGAAAAAGGCAAAGAGAAGAAAAGGGAGGAGGAGAAGAGAGAAAGAGAGAGGACCGAUAAUAAGACAGAAAGUGGAAAAGAGCUUUUUAGAAAAGAAAGAGGAAGUAGCAAAACUCUAGACCUCAUAUCUAAACUGCAAGAGAAAAAAGAUGAUAAGAAAGAAAGAGGGAGAAAGGAAGAGAAAAAAGUGAGUGAAAACUCCAAAAUACGAGGGUUUGUCUCCAAACUACAAGACGCCGAAGACCUAAAAGUAAAAGACAGUAAGGCAGAUGUCAAGAAACAAUAUGAAAGCAGAAAUAAAACCAUAGAAGAACCAAAGAACAACAGGCCAGAAGGAAGAGUAAACCUUAAAGAUGUAGAAACAGAGGAAAAGAGAAACAGAUCUAGAAAUAUAGAAGAGAGAAGCAGAAAAAGAGAGAGAGUAGAGGAGGAUGAGAAACAUCACUCACAGAGAGAUACAACCACAGCACAGAAAGAGAGAGAAAAAGAAGUGAAACAAUCAGAAAACAAUGAGGUGAAAAUAUCUUCAAUUUCCAGCCAUAAAGCCUCAUUGAACUCUUAUGGCACGGACAACCGUUCUGCUACUGAGGAGGAUGAGUCUUUUAGUGAAGAUGUGGACAGCGACACUGGCUCCAGCAUGUUUGAUGACCUUCUGGAGCAGGUUCGCAGUGAUGACCCUGAACUAACAGAGCUCAACGUCAAUAAUUCAGACGCCAUUAAGACAGACACCCUGAUACAGUUUGCAGAAGGUCUUCGCAGCAACACUCACAUCAAAACUUUCUGCCUUGCAAACACAAGAGCGGAUGAUCAUGUUGCGUUUGCCAUCGCUGGAACCCUACGAGAUAAUUCCACCCUGACCAGCAUCAACCUCGACUCGAAUCAUUUAACAGGCAAAGGAAUCCUGGCCAUCAUCAACUCUCUUCAGCACAACAGCGCGCUUAUGGAGCUGAGGUUUCAUAACCAGAGACACAUCUGCGGGGGGAAGACUGAAAUGGAAAUGGCCAAAGUCUUACGUGACAACUCUUCACUGCUGAAGCUGGGAUAUCACUUCGAGUUGGCUGGGCCCAGGAUGACCAUGACGAACAUCUUGAGUCGAAAUAUGGACAGGAAGAGGCAGCAACGACUAGAAGCACAAAAACUCGCCAGACAGGAGACUAACUCCACCCUACGUGAAGAUAAGAGCUCACCUGAGAAGAAUAAGCCAACAACAUCAUCCAUCAACACUCAGAAGAAAGACUCUAAAUUUGCUGCCCUCUCAAAAUUCACUUCUGCUCAGGAAACUCCCAAAGCUCCGCCCCCAAAGUCACCUUCCAGACCCCUCCCAUCUGAGGUAACAGGAAAGAAAGAAGGGGCAACAGGAAGUCGACAAGCUCCUCCACCUCCUCCUCCACCCCCUCCUGGCCCAGCGUUAGAUGUUCAGGCCCUGAGGAGGUCACUGACCCCAAUCUCUCAGAGAAAACCAGAUGGCAGUGCAGCUGUCCGACAGACGGACAGGAGCUCCAGAGAUCAGCUACUGGACUCUAUCAGAAACUGCAGCAUGAACGCUCUCAAAAAGGUUGAGAUCCCUAAGCGGUUGAGAUAGCAUCUGUCCAGUGUAUGUGCUUCUACCUUCAGAUUCCCCUGCAGUCCUCCAGUGCCCCAUCGUCAUGGAGGAGUCACUGAAUCCUCAAGAUGAGAUUCCUCCUUAACCGGCUUAGACACUCCGAAAUACAGCCAGUUUGGAUUAUUUGACAUCUAAAUGUUUGAGGUGGGAUUGGGACACAGUGUGAUUUUUCCAGGAUUGACACCUAACCAGUCAUCAACAUUGAAGCUGUGAGGAGCAUCUGUUGGGGUUUAAGGGUCCUCAGAGAAAGAUUUGUCAAAUAAAUCAGAUACAUUUUGACUAUUUGUUCUCAACUUUUGUCAUAUUUUAUAAUAUUCUUACACCUGUCUUGAAGCGGUACUACUAAUCAUUACUCUGUCUAGAAUGCAAUAUGCUAAAUAAAACUCAUAAAGGGGUCAUGAACUCAGAAACCAAAAUUCCCUUGAUCUUUUGACAAAUAAGAGGUCAUUGUAUUAUAAAAACGCAAUCAUGUUUAAAGCCUGUUAUUCUGGAUGUUAACUUAUUUAGUUUGAGUAUUUGUGUACAUUUUUCACAAGCUCUGAGAGAAAGUCCACGGGAGUGGGCGGGAGUGGACACAAACAUUGCGGGGGCGGGCGGGAGUGGAAUACGCAGUUUGCGGGAGCGGGCGGUCCUGGUCAAAAAUUCAGCGGGAGCGGGCGGGUGCGGGUUUAAGAAAAUAGUCCCACGCAGGGCUCUAAACCCUGCUUCUGCAGAAGAUCAACGCCUGCUUCUACAGCACUGCCUGUUUAGCCCCACUCACUGAUUCGUGCAUGUAGUGUUUACGAGAGAGGCAAACGCGCUGGUCUAAGCAGAAACCAAAUGAUAAAGAUGGCUUUGAAGACAAACAAGGUGCUGUGCAGUGACAAAUUGUGGAAAAAACAGUCUUUGCAUUGCCUUCCCUCUGAUCCCAACAUUAAGAUCUUUAUUUUUAAUGAAGUUCCAGACCUCAUAAGUAAGAACUCAGUCCUUUGUUCACUUCAUUUUACCACAGAUUAAUUUACAAACAUUGGAUCCGACAGUAAUGUCUCAACACAAGUGUGAGUAACUGUAUUCACAACGUGAUCACUAUUGCUUUGUCAAAAAAACAAAAACAAAGGCAGUUCAUGACCCCUUUAAAGAAUCUCAAAAAAGCCCCAAGUAGUGAUCUUCCUUGAUGUGAUGUGUUUGUUAAACAGUAGGACAUUCUACAUGAGAUCUAUAAACUAUUCUGAUUUAUGCAUGCGAUAUUGUGUUCAGUUACGUGAUCUGUUUAGCCAUGGAUUUUUCAUCUGGACUUUUGAGAGUUUGAGCUUCUGUAUUAAAUUAUAUACUGUUUAAAAAUA